Colias croceus (clouded yellow) is the source of this 1856-nucleotide messenger RNA. RefSeq lists its product as uncharacterized. The coding region runs from base 277 to 1407 and encodes 376 amino acids. The transcript has 11 exons. Lineage: Eukaryota; Metazoa; Arthropoda; Insecta; Lepidoptera; Pieridae. The record is from RefSeq and is a predicted model, not a curated record.
CAGUCUCGGAUGUACCGCGACGCUGUUAAAACCCGUGCCCGCUCCAAAAUUCAUCAAAAAUCCUGAAUACAUUUCGAUUUUGCUAUUAGCAUUCGACACGCGUACAUCGUCCUAGGCCGUCCGCCGCACGCCACUGACACAUUUCUGCCGCUACGCGCGUUUAUUGAAUUUAGAACAGUUAUUGUUUUUUUUUUCAAAUCGGUGCAUUAGAAACAUUUUGUGACUGACACGUGUUUAAGGAAUCUGUGGUUCAUACGGAAGACUUUUUUUGGAACCAUGAAGAUGGACCUCAAAAGGCGAAGUGAACCUUCGUUUCUCACUUUUUGGAUAUUCCUUCUACAAAUGUUAGGCAGCGCCCGCCGCGGUGCAGAGGGCCACGGGAGGCUCAUGGACCCUCCAGCUAGGAACUCCAUGUGGCGGUUCGGUUUCCCUAACCCGGUCAAUUAUAAUGACAACGAGCUGUUUUGUGGAGGAUAUGCCGUCCAGUGGGAGCAGAACCAGGGGCGGUGCGGGGUGUGCGGGGACGCGGACAACCUGGCUGUGCCCCGGCCGCACGAGGCGGGCGGCAUGUAUGGGAAAGGCAUUAUUACACGGCAUUAUAGUGUUGGACAGGAAAUAGAAGUAGAAAUUGAAUUAACGGCAAACCACUUGGGCACAUUCGUGAUGAAGUUGUGUCCAAAUAACAAUCCCAAACAAGAAGCGACACAGGAAUGCUUCGACAGAUAUCCUCUAUACGUAGCUGGAACACGAGAGGACAGGUUCCUUAUACCUUUAGACACGGCGAAGAAAGAGAUAUUUAGAUAUAGAGUGCGACUGCCUCCUUAUAUCACGUGUACACAAUGUGUAUUACAAUGGACUUAUUAUACAGGUAACAUGUGGGGCAUUUGUCCCAACGGCACGGAAGCUGUCGGAUGCGGGAGAUCAGAGACCUUCCGGAACUGCGCUGACGUCAGCAUCAUAACUAGCACUGGUGGUCUACCGCCUGCCUUCGCGGGCGACCUCAGGAGGGAUAACCCCUUCCUGCUGUACUACAGGGACUAUAGUAUGCCACAGAAUGUGUUUCCGCUUGUUGUCAGCAAAGACAAAAGUUAUAAGCUGGCAAAAGUACAAGACGUUAGCAACGAUAUAUCUGACUAUGACACACCGGAUUUAAUUACUGAUAUAAUAAUUAGGGACCAAGUGUGUUUGCCAUCGGAUGGUUACCGCAUGAUCCCGGGUAUGCAACACUGGUGUCAAACCAACUGUCUUCGUUAUCCGCCUAACUGCCCAGAAGCACUGUGCCACUGCCCGAGCGUGUGCGAAGCGGUCGGCGAGUUGGAAGGCAAAGAAGGCGCUGACGUGUACUGCAUGGACCUCUGCAUCGUGUACCCACCACACUGCCCCAAGAACAAAUGCUUAUGUUACUGAGGGAAUAUCACAGCAAUAGACAUUUUAACAAUACGUCCAAUAAUAGACAAUAGAUUCUUUUCAAUUCAAGUGAUGUCUUAUAGCAGCAUUAUUGCCAGUGUGGGAAAGUGAUCAGAUAGACGAAUUAUAAACCGGGUGUAAUCGGUUUAAAUUAUUGGUUUCCAAAGUUAAGUUUAUUGAGUAAAAUGACAUUAAUAACUUUUUAAAAAUAUAACGGGAAAUAUAUAAAAAUUAUAAAAAGAAACUGGAAGUAAUACUGCUCUGGCAUCAUGGUAUGGGGGCUGUUUCAUUUUUGUUGGCUCUAGUUUGAUCUAAAUCUUUAAAUAAUAUUAAAAAAAAACUUGUAACUUUUGGUCACCUGUUUUCUAUCUUACACACUUUUACUUUAUAAUGGGGUAUCUUUUAAUUUGUUACCAUCUGUCGUUUAAAUUUAUAUAAUAUUUUAUAAC